This is a messenger RNA of Melospiza georgiana, 777 nucleotides long. Its product is annotated as olfactory receptor 14C36-like. Gene Ontology annotation, biological process: G protein-coupled receptor signaling pathway. Bases 1 to 777 code for a protein of 258 amino acids. Gene Ontology annotation, cellular component: membrane. NCBI's taxonomy places the organism in Eukaryota, Metazoa, Chordata, Aves, Passeriformes, Passerellidae. Gene Ontology annotation, molecular function: G protein-coupled receptor activity; olfactory receptor activity. The transcript has a single exon. The record is from RefSeq and is a predicted model, not a curated record.
AUGUCCAACAGCAGCUCCAUCAGCCACUUCCUCCUGCUGCCAUUGGCAGACACGCGGCAGCUGCAGCUCCUGCACUUCUGCCUCUUGCUGGGCAUCUCCCUGGCUGCCCUCCUGGGCAAUGGCCUCAUCAUCAGUGCUGUAGCCUGCAGCCACCACUUGCACAUGCCCAUGUUCUUCUUCCUGCUCAACCUGGCCCUCAGUGACCUGGGCUCCAUCUGCACCACUGUCCCCAAAGCCAUGCACAAUUCCCUCUGGGACACCAGGAACAUCUCCUACUCAGGAUGUACUGCGCAAGUUUUUCUGCUCAUCUUCUUACUUGGAACAGAGCUUGCCCUCCUGACAGUCAUGUGCUACGACCGCUAUGUGUCCAUCUGCAAACCUCUACACUACAGGACCCUCCUGGGCAGCAGAGCUUGUGCCCACAUGUCAGCAGCUGCCUGGGCCAGUGCCUUUCUCAAUGGUCUCAUGCACACAGCCAAUACAUUUUCCCUGCCCCUGUGCCAUGGCAAUGCCCUGGGCCAGUAUUUCUGUGAAAUCCCACAGAUCCUCAAGCUCUUCUGCUCCAAAUCCUACCUCAGGGAACUUGCGGUCAUUGUGGUUAGUCUUUGCUUAGGUUUUGGUUGUUUUGUGUUCAUGGUUUUCUCCUGUGUGCAGAUCUUCAGGGCUGUGCUGAGGAUCCCCUCUGAGCAGAGACGGCACAAAGCCUUUUCCACCUGCCUCCCUCACCUCCCUCACAAGUUUCCCUCUUCCUCAGCACUGUCAUUUUUGCCUACCUGA